Annulohypoxylon maeteangense is the source of this 1047-nucleotide messenger RNA. RefSeq lists its product as uncharacterized. The record is from RefSeq and is a predicted model, not a curated record. NCBI's taxonomy places the organism in Eukaryota, Fungi, Ascomycota, Sordariomycetes, Xylariales, Hypoxylaceae. The coding region runs from base 1 to 1047 and encodes 348 amino acids. The transcript is spliced from 2 exons.
AUGUCCGGUCGGAAGGGCUACGACCUAUCCCACCUCUGUAAGGAAACUAGAUCUCGAACACGAGAACCUAUUCAAUCACAUCUUCAAGAAGGACAGACCCAGACUCCUUCCAACAGUAAUAGCACUUCUUCUUUCAUUUCUCAAUCAUCAUCCCCUCUAGAUUCAUCCAUUCAAUCUCAGAUCCCCGUCUCAGGUGUUCCUUUGGAACAACAUGAUGUUUCUAGAGACAAUCCCCAGCAACCUCUACGUUUGAGUCCCGGUUACAUCACGACCUCUGGUCAAUACACGUUGUAUAAUCAACAUACCGGUCGUGGCUGGCGGCGGGCAGGUCGAGCCACAGAUCACGCCUCUCAAGCAAUUCACCAACCUCAACAUGAUUUGACGCGUCCUAGUCAAAGGACUAUCAAUACAAGCAGCGGUAAAAUGGAAACAACCAUAGACGCCAAGGACGAUGCACUUGCCAACCACAACCACAUCGCCGACACUUUGGAUCUUAAUAUCCCUCUUCUAGAAUGCAAGAUCGGAUGUGAAGCCGAAGUUAAGACAGAAGAGAACUCAUUGAUUAACUUUAAUGUUAAUUCAAAUAUCAACCCAACCUUCACUACCGCCGCGAAUAGCAGCACUCAUGGUGGUUUGGAAUAUACUCGCCCAAAGACUAUCAACCUCCUAUUCACUGCUCGCCACAAUGCCAGGGGACAACAUCGGCAUGACAGGCCAGCUACAAGUGCCAGCAGAAAGGUAUUGCACUCCCUAGCGCGGCGCAGAGCCAUAACAUCGCCGACCAUAGUAGGGGGGUUCCUAGCACCACCUUCCAUGUUACCCAUUCCCCAUCCCCAUCCCCGCCGUUCAAGACGCCUACCAAGUCACCCUACGCCGGAUGUUUUUACACCAGCUACCAGAUUAGCCCCAGGAGAGGACAUAGACAAGGCAGACCAAUGCCUUGGCUCACCGCGACCCAAGCCUACACCUCAGAUUACCCUAACUGCACCCUCGGAUGACGAGAAUAAUGCAAGCAUUCCAGUUACCAGGGGUGAUUGGCUUAUCUAA